AGGGGAGGGAGGCGGCAAUGGCGGAGAUUCCGUUCACGCGGGUGGUGUCGGUUACCAGCGCGGAUCCGCGUCACCCGGCGGAGAAUCUGCUGAGGCCCGAAGAUGGCGGGAAAUGGAGAGGAGCGACGGCGGGGGAGAAACAGCUGAGUGUGGUGCUGGAGCUGGGCGACUCCCGGCCCAUCCACUCCCUGCACAUCGGCAACGACGGCGCCGCAUUUGUGGAGGUGCUGCUGGGCUGUUCUGCCGGGGGCGAGUUCCAGGUGCUCCUGCCCAGUUCUGCUCUGAUGUCACCAAGCGAGAGCCGGGCAGGGGCGGGGCCAGGCCGGGUGCGGCUCUUUGGGCCUCAGGCAUUGGUCAAACGUCCGGCCACGCCCACGGCCACGCCCACGACCAAAUACGACCGGCUACAGGUGGUGCUGAGCCAGCCCUACUGCCAGAGCCGCCCCUACGGCCUGGCCUUCAUCAGAGCCUUCGCUGCCCCCGAGGAGGGACAGGAACCGCCCCCGGCCCCGGUUCGCCGCCUGGGUCCGUUCACGCUGCGCGAGGAGGGGGAGGGGAGCCCCCGGCGCCCCCCCGGGGCCCUGUUCUACCAACGCCCCUCCCCCAACACAGCCUCAGCCCAGCCCCCCCCCGGGCCCAGCUACGCCGCAGCCGCGCUGCAGGAAACGAACAGGGAGAGCAGCCAGCCCCCCAAGCGCCGCCUCCCCUCCCCCACCACCACCACCAACGGCACCCCCCAAAAAAAACCCAAAACCCCCCAAAAAACCCCUCCGAAAACCCCCAAAACCCCCCAAAAAAACCCGGCACCCCCCCAAAAAACCUCGGCACCCCCCCAAAAAACCUCAGCGCCCCCCCAAAAACCCCCCCCGGAUUCGGGGGGUCCCAUUUUGGCGGGGGUGGUGCUGGCCCUGAGCGGAUUCCAGAACCCUCUGCGGGGGCACCUGCGGGCGGCGGCCGCGGCCAUGGGGGCGGAGUAUCGGCCGGACUGGACGCCCGAGUGCACGCACCUGGUGUGCGCCUUCCCCAGGACCCCGAAGGCGGCGCGGGCGCGGCAGCGGGGCGGGGUCGUGGUGGGAGCCAGGUGGAUCUGGGAGUGCCAGAAACGGGGCAGGAGGCUGAGCUGCGGGCCGUACCUCCUGGACGGCUCCGCCUCCUCCGGCAGCGAGGGGGAGGAGCCUGAGGAGGCCCCGCCCCCUCCACGACCUUCCCCCAAGGGGAAAAAAGGGGCGGGGCCUCCUCAGACGGACAAACCUGAGACUCCGCCCCCUGCGGCGCCGGCCACGCCCCCUGAGUCCGGUGACAGCGAGGACCAAUCAGAGGACACCGACCCCUUUGGGGGCUCCACUGAGGAGAACACAGAGGAUGAGGAAGAUGAGGGGGCGGGGCCGCCCAUCCCCCCCCUGCCCGAUUUUUUUGAGGACAAAAAGUUCUUUUUGCACGGCCCCUUCCCCGAGGGGGAGCGGCGGCGGCUGCGGCGCCUGGCGGUGGCGUUCGGGGGCUCCCUGGCUCCCUACAUGGACGAAUCCGUGACCCACGUGGUGACCUCACAGGACUGGGACCCCGCCUUCGAUGAGGCCCUGGAGCUCCGCCCCUCGCUGCAGUUCGUGCGUCCCCAUUGGCUGCUGCUCUGCGGGGAGCGGCAACAGCCAAUCCCGGCCCAGCCCUUCCUGGUGACGUCAUCGAUGACAUCAUCAUCUUCACAGUGAUG
Molecule: messenger RNA, 1708 nt
Organism: Agelaius phoeniceus (red-winged blackbird)
Lineage: Eukaryota; Metazoa; Chordata; Aves; Passeriformes; Icteridae
Gene: XRCC1
Product: X-ray repair cross complementing 1
Biological process (GO): base-excision repair; single strand break repair
Cellular component (GO): nucleus
Molecular function (GO): damaged DNA binding
Source: RefSeq, a predicted model, not a curated record